AUGAUGUUGAGGAAUAAACGUAUGGGAUUAGAAUAUAAUGUGAAUUUAUUAAUACCAAAUCCUGUGGCACCAAAACCAUCAUCACAAACACCAACAACAAUCAAAUGUAAAUGGUUAAAUUGUGGAAAAUUAUUUUCUUAUCUUGAUGAUUUAGCAUCUCACGUUUCAACAUUUCAUUCAAGUUCUGGACCAGGAGGUUUAUUUUACUGUCGUUGGGAUGGAUGUACCAGAGGAGAUAAAGGAUUUAAUGCCAGGUACAAAAUGUUGGUACACGUAAGAACGCAUACAAAUGAAAAACCGCAUAAAUGUCCAAAAUGUAAUAAAAGUUUUAGCAGAGCGGAAAAUUUAAAAAUCCAUGCGAGAUCUCACACAGGUGAAAGACCCUACGUUUGUUCGGUGCCAGGCUGUGGAAAAGCAUAUUCGAAUUCGAGCGAUAGAUUUAAACAUACCAGAACUCAUUCGGUGCAUAAACCUUACGUUUGUAAAAUACCUAAUUGUGGUAAAAGGUACACGGAUCCAAGUUCAUUGAGAAAACACGUUAAAACCUACAGGCAUUUUCCGACGAAUUUCAUACAACAAAUCGAUGAAAAUUCAUCGAGAAGAAAUAUAGAAGAUUUAAAAUUAGAUGUCGAAAAUGAAUUGAGAUCGUCAAUUAAUAACAACAACAACAACAACGAAGACGCCAUUAUUAAUAAUUCAUUUGAUUCUUUAACUCCUUUAAAAAGUACUUAUCAUUUUGAUAACAAUACAAAUAGUUUUACGUUUAACGUAUUAAAAAAAUGGUUGAAAUCCGAAAGCGUUUUUAAAACAUUUGCAAAUUCAAAUGAAUUAACAAUAAAAGAUAAUAAUAAUCAUUUUUUUUAUUUACAAGAACAAGAUUUCCCAUUGGAUUUAACCGUUAGAAAAUAA
Molecule: messenger RNA, 909 nt
Organism: Pediculus humanus corporis (human body louse)
Lineage: Eukaryota; Metazoa; Arthropoda; Insecta; Psocodea; Pediculidae
Exons: 4
Coding region: 1-909 (302 amino acids)
Biological process (GO): smoothened signaling pathway; regulation of transcription by RNA polymerase II
Cellular component (GO): nucleus
Molecular function (GO): RNA polymerase II cis-regulatory region sequence-specific DNA binding; zinc ion binding; DNA-binding transcription factor activity, RNA polymerase II-specific
Source: RefSeq, a predicted model, not a curated record